AUGAUAAUUGAAAAUCAGGCCAGUGUGUUUUUUGUGUCAGGGUUCGUUAGUAUUGAUAUUUAAGCACUGGAGCUUAUUUGUUGUAUUUAAAGGAUUAUAGCUUAUUUCCUCGGGAUAAUUCAUGGAAUCAUGCGAAGGUGGAUGUUCUGCUACAACUGGUUGCAUUUUUGGAGAUCUCAUGCAGAUCAGUACGACUGGAGCGUCUCCACAAACGGCUUCCCAGGACAACUACACCAUAAGUAAUGUUGCCGCUUCACAUAAAAUGGCUGAAGUUGAUCUGGAGAGGAUGAACCAGUACAAGUGCAUUAUCAUGAAAGUUGCCAGAGAUAAAAUGAUGGACCCAGCUGUGAUGGCGGGCAUCAUAUCCAGAGAGACGAGGGCUGGAUCGAGUGGAUCAGGACUUGUCGAUGGUUGGGGAGAUCAUGGCAAUGCCUUUGGGCUUAUGCAGGUUGACAAACGUUACCACCAUCCAGAAGGAGCCUGGAACAGUGAGGAGCACAUCGCUCAAGCUACUGAUAUUUUGAUCACUUUCAUAAAAGCAAUUCAGCAAAAAUUCCCAGAUUGGUCCAAGAAUGAUCAAUUUAAAGGAGGAAUCGCAGCCUACAACGCUGGCCCAGGAAACGUCUGCUCUCUUGAGGGCAUGGACAUGAAGACCACAGGGAAGGACUAUGCGAAUGAUGUAGUGGCUCGAGCCCAGUGGUUCAAAUGCAAUGGCUACUGAGCAGUAUAUCUCAUGAUGCACUGUGUAACAUAUACUACUUGUUUAAAAUUUAUCCUUAUACCGUACUAAUUGAUAAUGUGGAUGAUAAAUUGUGUUUGUCUUUCUUCCUAAGGAUCAAACACCAAUAUAGUUAAUAGUAUUAUAAAAUGUAUUUGGCAGUUGUUUAUUAACAAUAUUACAAACGGCCAAUGUAAUGUGUCCACGUUUCUCCUUGAAUAAAGGUGUCACUGCAAGUCAAUAAAAAGAUGUAUUCAGUCUAA
Tachysurus fulvidraco (yellow catfish) is the source of this 981-nucleotide messenger RNA. RefSeq names its product lysozyme g-like. Gene Ontology annotation, molecular function: lysozyme activity. Gene Ontology annotation, biological process: peptidoglycan catabolic process; defense response to Gram-positive bacterium. The transcript is spliced from 5 exons. Gene Ontology annotation, cellular component: extracellular region. NCBI's taxonomy places the organism in Eukaryota, Metazoa, Chordata, Actinopteri, Siluriformes, Bagridae. The record is from RefSeq and is a predicted model, not a curated record. Bases 122 to 721 code for a protein of 199 amino acids.